GGAUGAGCGCAGCAUCCGGCAUCAUCCACAGCGAGAUGCCGACCGAGAAGAUGCUCAAGGAAGGCGGUGUUAUGCACUCCUUCCAGAUCUGGGUCAAUCUGCCUGCCAAGUACAAGAUGACGGCGCCUCGCUACCAGGACGUUCCGCCCGAGAACAUCCCCACGUUCACCUCCAGCGACGAAAAGACACGGAUCAAGGUCAUUGCAGGCAAGGUUGAAGAUGUCACUGCCAACAUUGACACGCGCACGCAGAUAUUCUUCCUGGACCUGCGCACCACUGGGCGGUACGCGCUGGAUCUCCCGAGCGGGCAUGGGACGCAAUGGUGCCAGAUGGCUGUCAUCAAAACCGAUGGGCAGCCGAUUGACUUUGAGGCUGCUGGGUCGGAGGAGGCGCGCGUUCUGGUCCUGGCCGGUACACCGAUCGGCGAGAAGGUUGCCCGCUACGGCCCAUUCGUCAUGAACACUCAGGAGGAGCUGGGACAGGCAUUUACUGAUAUGAGAACUGGGCGCUUUGGAUCCAUUCCCGGUCGCAUGGAGCGCAUGCAUCAGACUGACUCAGCCAAUGCAGCCCGUGCAAAGGCUGGCAAAGAGUAG
This is a messenger RNA of Linderina pennispora, 593 nucleotides long. Its product is annotated as RmlC-like cupin. NCBI's taxonomy places the organism in Eukaryota, Fungi, Kickxellomycota, Kickxellomycetes, Kickxellales, Kickxellaceae. The transcript is spliced from 2 exons. The annotation marks the transcript as partial. The record is from RefSeq and is a predicted model, not a curated record.